AUGGAUCCCGGAACCUACAUCGCCGUGGCCGAGAUUGCCUUUCGUACUGCCUCAUUUGCAGUCCGGACCUUUCGCAACGGUCUCAACUUCAGCAAAGAUGCAGAACAACUCGUCCUCCGCUUCGAGCUGGAACGUUUCCGGCUGCAGCUGUGGGGAGAGAACUCCGGCCUGGUGCCCCUGCCGGGAUCCGGCGAGAGGCCAAAACUGCCGCCUCGUCUAGAGCCCCUCUGCGAGGUGUUGAAGAACCAACUCGAGGAGAUCGCCGGCCUGUUCUGCCAGCACGGAACGCUGAGUGAUAGAUACGGGCUGGCGAGGACCGAGGAGGCCCCGACAAAGUCUGAAAGGGUUGCUGACUUGGUACUGCGGAUGCAGAAAUCCUUCCUCCCGCGCAGGACCAGCUUGGUCAAGGAUGAAGAUGAGGAUGAGGAUGUCGACGUAGAAGAGAUAGAGACAAGUCUACAAAGACUGGGUACUGGUGCUUCUAGUAAAUCAUCCUCCGGCCCAGUCAAGAUGACGACGUCGGCAUGGAAAAAGAUCCGGUGGUCGAUCUUGGAUCUCAAAAGGUUCGAGGCACUAGUCUCAAAUCUCUCCUCGAGAGUGUCAGCCCUGAACCAACUGCUCACAGAGGCCUCGCAACAACGAAAAGCCCAAGAGAACGAUUCCCGCAUCAACAUCGUCCUCGUCGGCAGCGCAGUAGACCAGGAAUCACUCAACCUGCUACGUGCCGCCGUCAGCGGCUAUCCGGACACUUCACCGGCUCGCCUCGUGGUCGAGCGCAAGGCCAUCUCGGCCGACGUCCCCUGGCUCCCACCCAUGCCGGCCCUCCCACCUGCGCCCUCCCAGCGGAGAGGCCUCAGGCUUGCCGACUUCAACCUCCCGCGGGCAUACGAGGCCGGUACGGCACCCGCAAGAUUCUUGACUACCAGGAAAGCAGCAGCUCAAGGCGAUGACGGGAACCUCUUCCUCUUCGAGAAGAAGGUGUACGAUCGGGGCAUCAAGCCAGAUGAUAAGCGGAAGCUCACCGAACGCAUCCAGCGUCUGGUCCUGCUGCUGAGCAAGCCCAAGGGCCCGACUUUUAUGACCUUGGCGGCCGAGGGCUGCAUUCAAGAUCCAGAGCACUACUGCUGGUGGCUCGUCUUCCGCUACCCCUCGCCGCUGUUGCCCUCGCCCACAAGCCUACCCGGCCACGUCACGCAGACGCCCGUCUCCCUGGCGACGCUCCUCGACCCCCGCACCAAGUUCCGCCCACCGCUCGAGCAGCGGUACAUGUUAGCCUCGCGCGUCGCCGGCACCUUUUCCGAGCUCUUCUCCUCCAGCUGGCUGCACAAGGGCAUACGCAGCGACAAUGUGGCGUUCCCCGCGCUGGCAUUCUCCUCGACGGCCGACUACGGCGACCAACUCUCGCGCGUCGGCGGCGGCGGCGGCGGCACCAACGCCGUGAUGUCCUCGCUCGCCGUGUGCGGCUUCGACUACUCGCGGCAGGAGAGCGAGGCGGCGACCAUCGACCAGGCCCGGUCGUCGGGGGACGUGGCGACGGCCAUGUACCGCCACCCGCGCUACCAGGGCGCCGCGGCCCAGGGCUACCGGCUCGAGUACGACCUGUACUCGCUCGGCCUGGUGCUGCUCGAGAUCGCGCUGUGGCGCCCGCUCUCGAGCUUUCUGGAGGGCAAGCCGGCUGGCGGUGCGGCGGCGCAGAAGGCGGCCAAGAGCAGCAUCUUUGCCGCGGCUGCUGCUGCGGUGGGUGGUGGUGGUGGCGGUGAUGGGGCAGGGGAGGUGCGGCUCUCGAGGGACAUGCGGCUGUUUCACAGGCCGCACGCCCUGCUGCUCAGGAAGAUGGUGCUGCGGCAUGUCGACUCGGAGCUGGCUUUUCGUGUCGGGUCGCCGUAUCACCGUGCUGUUGUGUAUUGUCUCAAGGCGGCGGAUGUGUAUGAUGACGCGAAUGGUGAUGUGAAGGCGCUAUGUGAUGAAGAGGAUCUGGCAUCGCAUCCUGCUUUGGAGUUUUAUAAUCAGGUGGUUGUUCCUCUGGCGCGUUUGUCUGCUGCCACGGUGGAAAGUGGGUGA
Molecule: messenger RNA, 2061 nt
Organism: Pyricularia pennisetigena
Lineage: Eukaryota; Fungi; Ascomycota; Sordariomycetes; Magnaporthales; Pyriculariaceae
Exons: 1
Coding region: 1-2061 (686 amino acids)
Source: RefSeq, a predicted model, not a curated record